Messenger RNA from Meloidogyne enterolobii, 1698 nucleotides. NCBI's taxonomy places the organism in Eukaryota, Metazoa, Nematoda, Chromadorea, Rhabditida, Meloidogynidae. The record is from the annotation of a GenBank genome assembly.
AUGGCAGUAGAUGUUAAUUCAGCUUUGAAUAGAGCAUAUGAGGAACUGAGAAAUAUUGACUUGGAUUUGUCAACAUUAUCAGGGGUCCAGGAUCGGUUCAGCACUAGGAAGCGAAGUGCUAACGAUUCUGGAAAUGUUACAAAUGCAUCAAAUGAUCGUCGAAUUCUUGAUGGUGGCCGAAGAAUAAUUGUCGGGCCAGAGGGCAGUGCAAAGCGUUCUCGUCAUGAUGAUGAUCCUUGGAAUGAACAGCAUCAACACAAUCGCUACCCACAACGUGAUUAUUCCCCUCCUUCUUUACGUCCUCAACGUACUUUGUCUAGUGUUAUAAUGUCGUCGACAAGUGGAGCGUUUACAAUUGAGACCAAGUCGCGGACUGCUGUUAUCACCGAGAAGAAGAAAAGUGAAACGAAAGAGGAUGCUGUCCGAAACCGACGUCUUUUUUCCAAUCUUUUGGUAGGUACUUUACGACAAUUUCAGAAGGAAGAAAAGACUGUUGGGGUUAAAGGACAGGCACAGCUUGAAAAGCAGAGAGAGGUUGAGCGUCGCUUAGAAGAAAAUGAAAAAGAAAAUCGUGAGAGAUUGUUACGCGAACGUGAUUCUUUAAUGGAAAAACGACGUGAUAAGGAAAUGCAAAUUCAGGCACUUCGCCGUCAAAAAGCUAUUGAGCAAUCGGCGGAGGAGAAAACUAAACAUUUCCAAAGACUUGCAUGUUUUAUUCAGACACAAACUAAACCUCCACUUUUCUUUUUGCCGUCAAAACAUACUUUGAGAACUUUGGAAUUACUUAAAGAUUCUUCUAAGAAAAUUGAAACAUUGAUUGAACUUCGUCGUGAAGAAAUGGAUCGUGAACUUAAACGUUUGGGAACAUAUAUAAUUGGCGGCAAUGGAGUUGUGAUGAAACAAGAAAUUGAAGAGGAUUCUGAUGAUGAGAAUUCAAAACAAAGAAAUGGGGGAAGUGGACAUCCAUUAAAAUCAACAAUUGUUGUUAAAAAAGAACAGCAACAGAUUGAUGAAAAUGAAGUCAAUAUUGGUCCAAUAAUUGUUUCAAGUGCAAAUCGUGAAAAUAAUAAAAAUAUGGAAGGGGAAGGAGGAGAGGAGGAAACUCCCCUUCAACCAACAAAAAGUGUUGUGAUUGAUGGUGAUGAGGAGGAGGGUAAUAAUGAUAAUAUUGAAGAUAAUAAUAAUAAUGUUAUUGAUGAUGUUGCUGUUAAUACUGAUAGAAAUGGAGAUAAUGACAAUGCAUUUGAAGGCCAAGACGAGUCUGGUGGGAAUAUUUAAAAAUAGUAAGUGUGUGUUUAAGAUUUUUUGGGGUUUAAGAAAGGUAAGUAUUUAGAGUUUUUUUUGAAUGUUUUGAGGGGAGGGGUGGGUUGAUGAGAAUUAUAUUUAAGUAAGUAUACGCACAUAUAUUUUCCUUUUUUGUUCAAUUCAUUUUUAAAUAUAUCCACAUUUUUUGCAACAUUUGAAUAAAUUUGUUUUUUUACGAGAAUUUUAUGUUUAAUUAAAAUAAUUGUAUUUAAUUUACAAUUAAAAAAAUUUUUUUUAAAUAUUUUUCUUUCAAUAUAUAAAAUUCCCUUCAAUUUUCUUAAAACUAAUAAAAUCUUUAGUCUUUUUCUCCUAGUCAAUCUAUCAAGUUUUUUUUAUUUCUUUUCGAUUUUUUAUUAUUUUACGAGAUACUUGCCUUGGCUUUUUUUAUUCAAU